Messenger RNA from Diospyros lotus (date-plum), 1030 nucleotides. RefSeq lists its product as uncharacterized. Gene Ontology annotation, biological process: vesicle-mediated transport; endoplasmic reticulum organization. Gene Ontology annotation, cellular component: endoplasmic reticulum membrane. The coding region runs from base 264 to 788 and encodes 174 amino acids. The record is from RefSeq and is a predicted model, not a curated record. The transcript has 6 exons. NCBI's taxonomy places the organism in Eukaryota, Viridiplantae, Streptophyta, Magnoliopsida, Ericales, Ebenaceae.
CGAGUGCUGCCCUUUGCGAACCGUUCUCUGUCUCUCAGGUUUAUCUUCGUCACAGCUUGCAGCUACUCUCUAUCUCUCCGACCGUCCCCUUAUCAUCGUUCCCCCUUGCCGCCCGGUUGCUUGAUGCUCGGUGCCACCGUUUCCGUGCAACACAAAUCGAUUCACAACUCCGAUUGCCCGGUGCUGCUGUUUCCGUGCAACACGAAUCGUCGCACGAUUCUCAGUGUUGAAAUAGCAGAAAAGGUCGAUAUAGAGAGAGAGAUAUGCAGCAGAGGAAAUCAGCGACUGGGAGUGGGAGACCGUCUGGAACGGACGGUUCUGAUUUCUCCUACCGCAUGGUCGUCGACUCCAGGUAUACGAAGGUAGCCAAAGGGAAGUCUCACCUCUGUAGGCUCAUUGCUGCUCAGGGCAUUGUACAAUUGCUGGGAGGUCUGAGCUUUUUGAUAUCAACACUGAAGCAGGAGACUGCCGACGUGCUUGUUGUUUUGUCCACUAUUAUUGGUUUCCUCGCUCUCUUUGUAGGAGAAUUAGGCCGAAGGAGUAGCAAAGUGAGCCUUUUGAAGUUUUACAUGUUUGCUUCAUCUAUAGCCAUAUUGAUUUCAAUUGCUUGUGUCAUUAGGAAUAAUUUCUUGGUUGAGGCUAUCCAAGAUUCUAGUCAAUUGGGAGCACAUAAGUUUGAACUUCUCAAGAUUGCAGCAGUUCUACUUGGAGUGGUUGUGCAAACAUUAUCGAUAAGGACAACAGUUUCUCUUGUUGGUAACAUGUCUCCUCCUAAAAGAGCUUCUUGAUGGCAUUUUGUAACUUUGCAUGAUUCACAUAUCUCAUUGCUAAAGGCCUAUUUCUCUUGAUGCUCCCGCUUUCAAUUCUUCUUUUAUCUUCUGUUCAUUGUUGUUAUGAAGAAAUGGAACACUUGCUCGACUAAACACUCUAAUACAGUUUUCUUGUUUGCUUCUCAGACCCAUAUAUUCAAGAAAUUGAUGUUUGGAUACAAUAAUGGAUUAGAAUAAAUCAAUUAACCGUUUUGCCCUCU